AUGCGCGGUUUCAUUGUUUUCUGCUUGAUUGCUGUGGCUUGUGCCCAAGAAUCGGGUUACAACUAUCACCAAGGCUCACAUGCUGAUGGCAGUGGAAUCAGUGGAGGUAGUGGUGGACUCGUCGGCGGCAUGGAUGCACUCAGCGGAGGCAAUGGUGGACUUGGCGGAGGCAUGGGUGGACUUAGCGGAGGCAAUGGCGGAUUCAGCGGAGGCAGUGGUGAUCUCAGCGCAGGCAAUGAUGGCGUCAGCGCCGGUAAUAACUUCGAUGCUGCCUCUGCUCCCGCAGAAUUCGAAAAGGAAUUCAUCACCUUCUCCGCUGACGAAAGUGAAUUCGCCGAUCCCAAUGCCGCCGAAAAAGCUGCCAGCAGUGUGAAACAGGGUCUACGUGUUGUCUUCAUCAAGGGUCCCGAAAACAAGGGUCUCGAAGAUGCCGCCCUUGCCUUGGCCAAACAAGCGGCCAACCAAGAAACCGCCAUCUAUGUUCUCAACAAGCAAACCGAUAUCGGAGAUUUGGCCAACAAGCUCAAUGCCAUCAACAGCGCCAGCAGCAACAAACCCGAGGUGCACUUUGUCAAAUACCGCACCCCUGAAGACGCUGUCAAUGCCCAACGCACCAUCCAAGGUCAAUAUGAAUCUUUGGGCGGUGCUUCUCAAAGUGUUAAUGGUGGUGUUGCUCCCGUUCUCAACUUUGCUUCUCAAGCUGCAGCACGUGAGGCCACCCCACAAACACCACAGAGCUCCUACUUGCCAUCUUCGUUAUUCCGUAAGCGUUUGUAA
Molecule: messenger RNA, 777 nt
Organism: Stomoxys calcitrans (stable fly)
Lineage: Eukaryota; Metazoa; Arthropoda; Insecta; Diptera; Muscidae
Product: transcription factor Maf-like
Exons: 2
Coding region: 1-777 (258 amino acids)
Source: RefSeq, a predicted model, not a curated record